Molecule: messenger RNA, 1799 nt
Organism: Magallana angulata
Lineage: Eukaryota; Metazoa; Mollusca; Bivalvia; Ostreida; Ostreidae
Product: mitochondrial import inner membrane translocase subunit Tim10 B-like
Exons: 3
Coding region: 132-413 (93 amino acids)
Cellular component (GO): mitochondrial intermembrane space chaperone complex
Source: RefSeq, a predicted model, not a curated record
AAAAAUUUAUAAAACACCAUGUUGAUGGACUGAAUUGCCUCUGCAAAAACUGUUGGCUGCAGUAACUAGUAUACACAUCAGUGUUUGUUAUUCAGUGCCUUGGUCGCUUAAAUUAUAUCUCCAUUGCAAAUAUGCAAGGAACUGAGAGAGAGGUUACUAUGCUGAGGGAUGUGUUGUUAUCCCACAAUAUUAUGACAGAGAGGUGUUUCAGCACAUGCAUUACCAAGUUCAGACAGAAUAAACUCACUGAUGAAGAGUCAUCCUGCAUUGACACCUGUGUAGGGAGAUACAUGAAUUUUAACCAAAGACUGAUGUCAUCAUUUUUUGAACAGCAGCAGGCUAGAAUGAAGGCUAUAGCAGAGGAGCAAAAUGCACAGGUUCCACCGCAACCGGAAAUUGUCCAGAAAACUUGAUAUUUACUUCAUCACUCUUAUGUACAUUAACUCACCUCGGAACAAUUUUCACUUUACUUGAAUGUUAUGAAAACUGAAUGAGUGUAUUUUACUUUGUAUGUUGAUUGGUACUGGUUCAAGACAGUUUUUGAAAACUGUUCAUUAAUGAUUGUAGGAUAGAAAUUAGAAAAACAAGAUCACAUUUAUACAUUUUGAUUCCAUGAAUGAUUUUAAAUGAAAUAAAUGAAUGUAAUGUUCAGUGACCCUGAACAAACUUUCAAGGACAAAGGUUUUGGUAAUUGCAGACGUGUAAAUUAAGUUGUCCAGAUCAAUAUAUACUGUGGAAUCAUUUAAAUUAGUGGGGGCCAAUUUUUGUGGAUUUUGGGUUGUUUGCUUAUUUGUGGGGCUGUAAUUUCAUAGAUGUGUCAGUUUUCAGCUUCAGUAAAAGGGAAAACUAACUCCUUCAAAGUUUGUUUUGAUAGAGGAUGUAAAUUCUUGGGGAAGGGCUAUACCCAUGAAUGCCACAAAAAAUUGAGCCACCACAAAUUCUAAUGAUUCCACAGUAUUUUUCCCUUUGUCCAUCUUAACUCAUACUUCACAUACUGCCUUAGGAUAGGGAGUGGGCACAAGUGUUUCCAGGUGAAGAUCAUAACAGGUUUAGAACUUUGUGAGAAACCCUGGUUCUACCCAAGAUUCUCUCCCCUUUGUCCCUUAUACUAGUAUGAGGCGUGCCAUUAGAGAUUACAUGUAUUACCAUCUCAAUGAUGUAUAAUUAUUUAUCGUACAUGUGUAUAUGUAAUCAAUAGCAUAUUCAAUUAUUCCUUUUGGCAGUCAUUGAUGUAAUGAAAAGUAAGGCAAAUUCAUAGCGGAAGAGGAUGUAUUUAGAGGUCAUUAACCCUUCGUGCAUGUGAGAGAGAGAGAGAGAGAGAAAGAAAGGAGGGGAUCAGAGAAUAGAACCCAUUUAAAAAAACAAAAAAACUAGGUAACACUCUGGACGCAUAAAAUUUGUUAUAGAUAUUUUGAGAUUCAUUUUGAUUUCAUUAAAUUAGAACUAUGUUUAAACUUGAAAUAUUCAAGAAUGAACAGGAGCUAUAUUAUCGCCAAUGAAAGCUAUGUUGUUAAAAAGCAAAAUGCACACAUACCGGUAGCAAGGGUAGUGUAUAUUCCUUCCCUCACAUUUCAUUGAAUGGCAAAAUCCAACCAUGCAGUCUAAAGGUUCAGUAUUUCAGGAAAGAAAUUAAGAAAGAAAUGUUAAUUAACAUUCUAUCGUGAUACAUAACGGGCUUUUAUGAUAGAUACAGACAGAGAGAGAGAGAGAGAGCAGCAACACGCAUGAUUUAGGAUAUUCGAUGAUAUAAACUUUUCCCAUAAAUUAUGUAUAUUACUGUAUACACGUUCGGUAUAAAA